CGAUGCCCGUACCUAGCUUAUCCGCAUGCAACUGCCUCUUUCAGACACCCGUCGUCUCGGUAUCGGCCUCUCUCAUCAACUUUAUCAACCACGGCUAUGGAUGUGACGCGUCCCCGAGGUUCACAGAACGAAUAAACGCGUGCCGUCAUGUGAGUAGGCGAGGCGGGCUGGGCAGUCGCGACGCGUCGGCGUCCAGAGUCGGCAACAGCCCUGUCGCUACCCCACCACCAUCAUGAGAAACUCGCGCGCAUCCAAUAACUUUCUUAUUCCCGUCAAACAACACUCCUCACCGACUACACACCAGCCCAAUCCAACACUCUCUCCGCGCUCCCUCUCGCCCUCGCAGACCCCACCAUAGACAUGAUGGAAGAAGCGACGCUGCCCGUUACUCCCGAAGCCGAACGCCCCGAUGCCUCGAUAGACGUUGCCCACUCGCUCGAAUACUGGAAUAAUGUCUCGCCAGACGUCAACGGCAUGCUGGGCGGGUUUCCCCAAACUUCGCGCAUCGAUUUGCAGGGUUCUUCAAAUUUCUUGACAAAAUUGCGUAGGGGCAAGGCGCAGGGUUCUAAGGAACCGCUGCCACCUCUCGAGCGUGUAGCGGACUGUGGCGCCGGUAUUGGACGUAUAACUAAAGGCCUAUUGUUGGGCGUCAGUAAACAAGUGGACGUAGUAGAGCCGGUGAAGAAAUUUACAGAUGAACUGGUACAAAGUCUGGGGAAUGGCGAGUAUGCCGGAGACGGCGAGACAAGAUCUGGAAAGGGCCAGGUGGGAAAAGUCAUAAACCUGGGGCUGCAGGACUGGAUACCAGAGCCGGGUGCAUACGACGUGAUUUGGAACCAAUGGUGUGUCGGACACUUGACGGACGCCCAAUUUGUUGUCUACAUGCGGAGGUGUGGCGAAGGCUUGAAGAAGGCAGAGGGCGAUGCGACAAGUCGGAGCUGGAUCAUAGUCAAGGAGAACUUGUCUACGGAUAUUCAUCACAAGGAUAUCUACGACGAUGAAGACUCGAGUGUGACGCGGUCAGAUAAGAAGUUCAGGGCUCUGUUCCAGGAAGCCGGACUGAAGAUUGUGGCGACGGAACAACAAAGAGGGAUGCCCAGGGAGUUGUUCCCAGUUAGGAUGUAUGCGCUCAGACCUGAGUAGACGUAUAGCCAGUCCUACUGUUUGUGAGAUAGGGUGUCAGGCGCAGGAAACAUGAUACCCCGGGCGUCUUUAUUAGAAUGAACGCUAUUGCCAUGCUUAUACUCAUCUUA
This is a messenger RNA of Alternaria rosae, 1253 nucleotides long. RefSeq names its product alpha-N-methyltransferase NTM1. Gene Ontology annotation, cellular component: cytoplasm. The transcript is spliced from 2 exons. Gene Ontology annotation, molecular function: N-terminal protein N-methyltransferase activity. Lineage: Eukaryota; Fungi; Ascomycota; Dothideomycetes; Pleosporales; Pleosporaceae. The record is from RefSeq and is a predicted model, not a curated record. The coding region runs from base 361 to 1143 and encodes 260 amino acids. Gene Ontology annotation, biological process: N-terminal protein amino acid methylation.